Messenger RNA from Anisakis simplex (herring worm), 198 nucleotides. The record is from the annotation of a GenBank genome assembly. Lineage: Eukaryota; Metazoa; Nematoda; Chromadorea; Rhabditida; Anisakidae.
AUGGUGCUGAAUAACGCAACGUUAGCGUUGAUUCCACGACAAGCGUCGUUGUACAAUUUAUCACUGUUGAGCGAGAAAAGUGAGCGAUCAACGUUUUCUUUGUCGAAACAAAGUCCGACGUUUGCUCGUGGUCCUUUCGGAGGGGGUAUCGGUGGCAAUAAUUCGAAUUCGCAAAGUAAAGGUUUGCUAUCAAGUUAG